Erinaceus europaeus (western European hedgehog) is the source of this 3450-nucleotide messenger RNA. It is a transcript of the gene KLHL13, whose product is annotated as kelch like family member 13. The transcript has 7 exons. The coding region runs from base 388 to 2337 and encodes 649 amino acids. Gene Ontology annotation, cellular component: Cul3-RING ubiquitin ligase complex. Gene Ontology annotation, molecular function: cullin family protein binding; ubiquitin-protein transferase activity. Gene Ontology annotation, biological process: regulation of cytokinesis; protein ubiquitination. Lineage: Eukaryota; Metazoa; Chordata; Mammalia; Eulipotyphla; Erinaceidae. The record is from RefSeq and is a predicted model, not a curated record.
CCAAGGACUGCUAUUAAGAGCACGCUCCUCUGUACUUCGCCGCCACAGAAGACAGAGUGGGAUUCGCCUUACCACGGGCAUGUUUUAAAUGGAUGAGAUUCUGCUCAUCGGGGCUUGGAAAUCCAGACUAGGGACAGCAGAGCAACUUGAAUGAGAAGCUGCUCCAAGAGGGUGCAGAGUUCUGCAGCAGUUUGUAUUUCUUCUUACAUUUUUUUUUUCGCUUUUGCCUUCUCCUCACUGGAAAACAGAGACUGGCAUUUUUUUUUUUUUUUUUUAGCGGACUUUCCCCCAUAAUGGCAUUCUUGUAUUGUGUGGCCAGAUCUUGCACAGGAGGAAAGCAGGUUACCGAAUUUAGUCACUGAUCUCUAUUAGCGGUGGCCUAAGGCUAUGCUGAGGUUUAUAUCCCAUUUGUAUUGUUGCAGCUCUAAAGAAGAAUGUUCAGAGGAUGACAAGUGUAUUCUGAGUAGAUCUCUAGUGGAAGAGGAAGACCAGCACAUGAAACUGUCCCUUGGAAGCAGCGAAAUGGGCCUCUCCUCCCAUUUGCAGUCUUCCAAGGCAGGAACCACACGCAUCUUUACCAGCAAUACGCACAGCUCUGUGGUGUUACAGGGCUUUGACCAGCUUCGACUUGAAGGGUUGCUUUGUGAUGUGACCCUGAUGCCAGGCGACACAGAUGAUGCCUUCCCUGUGCAUAGAGUCAUGAUGGCAUCUGCAAGCGAUUACUUCAAGGCCAUGUUCACAGGUGGGAUGAAAGAACAAGAUCUAAUGUGCAUUAAACUCCAUGGUGUGAGCAAAGUCGGUUUAAGGAAAAUUAUUGACUUCAUUUAUACUGCAAAGCUUUCUCUUAAUAUGGACACACUUCAAGACACACUGGAAGCUGCCAGCUUUCUACAGAUUCUGCCCGUUUUGGAUUUCUGCAAAGUAUUUCUCAUAUCUGGGGUCACUUUAGACAAUUGUGUGGAGGUUGGGCGGAUUGCAAACACCUACAAUCUGACAGAAGUGGAUAAAUAUGUCAACAGUUUCGUCCUGAAGAAUUUCCCUGCGUUGCUGAGCACCGGGGAGUUCUUGAAACUCCCCUUUGAGCGUCUGGCCUUCGUGCUGUCCAGCAACAGCCUUAAGCACUGCAAUGAACUGGAGCUCUUUAAGGCUACCUGUCGUUGGCUGCGCCUGGAAGAACCCCGCAUGGACUUUGCCGCAAAACUGAUGAAGAACAUACGCUUCCCGCUGAUGACCCCGCAGGAGCUCAUUAAUUACGUGCAAACCGUCGAUUUCAUGAGAACUGACAACACUUGCGUGAAUCUCCUUUUGGAAGCCAGCAAUUACCAAAUGAUGCCGUACAUGCAGCCUGUGAUGCAGUCAGACCGAACUGCCAUUCGCUCUGAUACCACUCAUCUGGUCACCCUGGGAGGAGUGCUGAGACAGCAGCUGGUUGUCAGCAAGGAAUUGCGCAUGUAUGAUGAGAAGGCCCAUGAGUGGAAAUCGCUAGCCUCCAUGGAUGCCCCAAGGUACCAGCAUGGCAUCGCUGUCAUCGGCAAUUUCCUCUAUGUCGUCGGCGGACAGAGUAAUUACGACACGAAAGGCAAGACGGCCGUCGACACGGUCUUCAGAUUUGACCCUCGGUACAAUAAAUGGAUGCAAGUCGCAUCUUUAAAUGAAAAGCGCACCUUCUUCCACCUAAGUGCCCUCAAAGGAUACCUGUAUGCGGUUGGUGGGCGCAACGCAGCUGGUGAACUGCCUACAGUGGAAUGUUAUAACCCAAGAACAAAUGAAUGGACCUAUGUUGCCAAGAUGAAUGAACCCCACUAUGGCCAUGCUGGAACUGUGUAUGGAGGAGUAAUGUAUAUUUCAGGAGGAAUCACUCAUGACACUUUCCAGAAAGAGCUCAUGUGCUUUGACCCUGAUACCGACAAAUGGAUUCAGAAGGCACCGAUGACCACUGUCCGAGGGCUGCACUGCAUGUGUACCGUGGGAGAAAGGCUGUAUGUCAUCGGUGGCAAUCACUUUCGAGGAACAAGUGAUUAUGAUGAUGUCCUAAGCUGUGAAUACUACUCACCUAUCCUUGACCAGUGGACCCCCAUCGCUGCCAUGCUGAGAGGGCAGAGUGAUGUUGGGGUUGCAGUCUUUGAGAAUAAAAUCUAUGUGGUCGGUGGGUACUCCUGGAAUAAUCGUUGUAUGGUCGAGAUAGUGCAGAAAUACGACCCUGAUAAAGAUGAAUGGCAUAAGGUGUUUGAUCUCCCAGAAUCCCUUGGGGGCAUCCGAGCUUGCACCCUCACAGUUUUUCCACCCGAAGAAACUACACCAUCCCCUUCUAGAGAGUCCCCUCUUUCUGCACCUUAAGGUCAUCCCUACAACUAAGAUGCUGUAGUUCUAUAUCUUUGCCGUGUGUCAUAGAUUCUCUUAUCCCCUCCCCCCCUUAAGUAGUAUAUGUUAGGAUUAGCCUACAGUAAUUGAUACAGAUAUUGGGGGGGGGAUGAUAUUGAUGUUCUUUGUGCUGUUUGUUUGGCUUCGAGUGUUUAUAAAGUGGUGACAAAACCAUUCUGGCAAUUGUAUCCGUUAGAAGCUGAUGUUUAACAUAUAUGGAAAAAAAAAGAAAAAAAAACAGCCGAGGUAUUGUCUAUAAAAUGUAUCUUCAGUACUUUUUUGACGCUUGUACUGGGUGUGAGGUAUUUGUCAUCUUACAUUUGAGAACCCAAUACACCAAGUGGAAGGUGGAUUCUAGUAAAUGUGCAGCUGUGCUAACUAGGCUUCAAAGUAAAAGUGUUUCCUUUCAUCUUUUGACUGUGAGAUGUGGAAGGGAGGCAGCCGGCUCCAACAGAAAGUAGACUAAAAGUUGCCAACUAGCAUGAGCUACCUCCCUCUUUCAUAAAGUAUUUUUGACACAUCUGCCAACCCACCUACCUGUCUAUAUGGGUGCAUUGAGAACAUAUAAAGUUUCUUAGACACACAGGAGAAAUAAUAACUGCAAUUGGCCAAUAGUCAUUUCAAGAAAGAAAGAGAAAAAAAAAAAAAGCCUGCAUGGCCUCUCUACUGAUAAACAAGGACAUGGGGAUUUUUCACACCCAUACACAUACCAAACGGAAAAUUAAAAAAACUGAGUGGCACAUCAGAUAAAUGUGAAAAUUGUUCCUAAAAAUAUUUUUCCUUAAAAAUGGGAAUGCCCGUGUGUUUGAAUCAUAAUUAAUUUAGGUGGAUAAGGGCUAGAAAUUUGGGGCAACUAAAUUUUGUCAUUUGACCAGAUUUGAUUUUCCUAAAACUAUAACCUACAACUUCUCCUUUGCUGUUGAGGUAACUGACAUAUUAUCUGUAUCCUGUAUACUCUAAGUUCAUAAGGUUAUUUAGCACAAAGUAGAGCAGCUUUACCUGGUGAGCUGCUGUUGCUCAGUGAAUUCAACUUUCAUGUUUUACCUUUCUUUGUUGUUGUUGUUCAAUAAAAAAAAACAUUUAAUGUCA